Capsella rubella is the source of this 773-nucleotide messenger RNA. Its product is annotated as protein C2-DOMAIN ABA-RELATED 8. Bases 153 to 650 code for a protein of 165 amino acids. The record is from RefSeq and is a predicted model, not a curated record. The transcript is spliced from 3 exons. NCBI's taxonomy places the organism in Eukaryota, Viridiplantae, Streptophyta, Magnoliopsida, Brassicales, Brassicaceae.
ACGUAAACCAAAAAAAAAAGGGCAGGAGACUUUUUACAGAGGCCUUAAACAUCAUUCAUUCUGUUUUGACUAUUCUACUGCAACUUCUUCUCUUCUGAUAAUCAAAGGACAAGACAAAAGACAAAGAGGCAAGUGAAUUUGUCGGAGAAGACAUGGAGAAUCUGGUUGGACUUCUUAGAAUCAGAGUGAAGAGAGGGAUUAAUCUUGUUAGUCGUGAUUCUAAUACCAGCGACCCUUUCGUCGUCAUAACCAUGGGUUCUCAGAAACUGAAGACUCGUGGUGUGGAAAAUAGCUGCAACCCUGAGUGGGACGAUGAAUUGACGCUUGGAAUCAAUGAUCCUAAUCAACAUGUGAAUCUCGAAGUGUAUGAUAAGGAUACAUUCACCUCGCAUGACACGAUGGGAGAUGCGAAGAUAGACAUCACGCCGUUUUUUGAGGCUCAAGGAAUGGAUGUUCAAGAACUCUCUGAUGAAACCGAGAUCCGUAGAGUGAAGCCGAGUGGAGACAACUGUUUGGCUGAAGAGAGCAGAAUCAUCUUUAGUAAUGGAAAGAUUGUCCAAGAUAUGAUUCUCAAGCUGAGAAAUGUUGAAACCGGCAAGGUUGAGAUACAAAUCGAGUGGAUCAAUGUUCCUGGUUCAAGCGAUCUUUGAAAGACACAUGUAUAUUCUGUAGAGCAAGUUUCUUGAAUUGUAUUAUAUUGUAAUAAGGCAGUGACAAUGUCAAUAUACUCAUACCUAACUCAUAAUGUUAUAACUUGCAUAUGCGCACACACA